This is a messenger RNA of Colletotrichum higginsianum IMI 349063, 336 nucleotides long. RefSeq names its product FMC1 protein family. The coding region runs from base 1 to 336 and encodes 111 amino acids. The transcript has a single exon. Gene Ontology annotation, cellular component: mitochondrial matrix. Gene Ontology annotation, biological process: mitochondrial proton-transporting ATP synthase complex assembly. Lineage: Eukaryota; Fungi; Ascomycota; Sordariomycetes; Glomerellales; Glomerellaceae. The record is from RefSeq and is a predicted model, not a curated record.
AUGACGGCCGCCCCUCACCUCCGCUCCAUCUACCGCUCCCUCUUGCGCGAGCUCCCACCCCGUCCCGUCCUCGCUCGCAAGCGCCCCCCAAUCCACAACCGCCUGCGAGCCAGCUUCGCCCCGACCAAAGAUAACUCCCUCGAGGCCGACACCGCGGCAGUUGCUGCCGCCGAGGCUGAGCAACUCGCCGCUUAUCUCCGCGCACAGCGUACCUACGUCACCCUCCUCGAGCGCUACAACCCCGGCAUGGACAUGGACGAGGAGGAGCGCGUGCGCCUGUCGGCCCGGAGGGUUGGCAUGGACCUGCCCAAGGAAUUCAAAGACCGUCUUAAUUGA